CCUGGAGAAGAGCUCUCUUCCGAUUGGCUAGGCCCGUGCGGUAGGCGGGGGCUGGCGUGGGAGGUGAGUGACCGGCGGGCAAGAUGGCGGCGGCCGGGCUGAGGGCGAUGGUGGGAGUGAAGCGGGUCAUUGACUACGCCGUGAAGGUGCGGGUGAAGCCGGACAAGACGGGGGUGGUGACAGAUGGGGUCAAGCACUCCAUGAACCCCUUCUGCGAGAUUGCCGUGGAAGAGGCCGUGCGCCUUAAAGAGAAGAAGAUUGUCUCGGAGGUGGUUGCGGUCAGCUGUGGUCCACAGCAGUGCCAGGAGACAAUCCGCACAGCCCUUGCCAUGGGGGCCGACCGGGGUCUGCACGUGGAGAUCCCUGCAAAGGACUACGAGAGCCUCGGCCCCUUCCAGGUGUCAAAGAUCUUGGCUGCGCUGGCCAAAAAAGAAGGAGUCAACCUUUUGCUGCUGGGAAAGCAGGCCAUUGACGAUGACUGUAACCAGACAGGGCAGAUGACAGCAGCGUUCCUUGACUGGCCUCAGGGGACGUUUGCCUCCGAAGUGACCGUCGACGGGGACUGGCUGAAGGUUGAGCGUGAGGUUGACGGGGGUCUGGAGACGGUGCGUUUGAAGCUACCGGCUGUGGUGACCACUGACCUACGUCUGAAUGAGCCACGCUACGCCACUCUGCCCAAUAUCAUGAAAGCCAAAAAGAAGAAGAUUGAGGUAGUGAAGCCGGCUGACCUGGGUGUUGACCUUACCCCGCGGGUGAAGACGUUGAGUGUGGAGGACCCUCCCCAGCGCCAGGCGGGGGUCAAGGUGGAGACAGUGGAUGAUCUGGUUGCCAAACUGAAAGAGAGCGGACGGAUCUGAGCCCCGAGACAGUUCUGCCUUUCCCGGAGCUGUUGCGGCGGGUUCUCUGCUGCUGCCGCCGAGGUGGAUACAGCCCUUGGGAGGGCCCCACCUGCCUGCCUCACUGGGACCUGGUCCCUCCGAGAUGAUAACCACGCUGCCUUCCAGCCCGGCUGGCCGCCGAAGGAAGCCAAAUGAGAAUGUAAUUCUAUUUUCUGUACUAAUGAUGGGUCGGUUUGCAAUAAAUGCUCUGUGAUCUUUGGAGGUGCUCCAA
This is a messenger RNA of Hemicordylus capensis (graceful crag lizard), 1110 nucleotides long. It is a transcript of the gene ETFB, whose product is annotated as electron transfer flavoprotein subunit beta. Bases 84 to 857 code for a protein of 257 amino acids. NCBI's taxonomy places the organism in Eukaryota, Metazoa, Chordata, Lepidosauria, Squamata, Cordylidae. The record is from RefSeq and is a predicted model, not a curated record. Gene Ontology annotation, cellular component: cytosol. Gene Ontology annotation, molecular function: electron transfer activity. The transcript is spliced from 7 exons.